Messenger RNA from Gossypium raimondii (Peruvian cotton), 1092 nucleotides. RefSeq lists its product as uncharacterized. The record is from RefSeq and is a predicted model, not a curated record. The transcript has a single exon. NCBI's taxonomy places the organism in Eukaryota, Viridiplantae, Streptophyta, Magnoliopsida, Malvales, Malvaceae. Bases 1 to 1092 code for a protein of 363 amino acids.
AUGCUACAGUCACCAAAAUUUAAACAACGUGGAUUAAAUUGUGAGCCUCUUGUUUGUAAACUGAAAAAGGCUUUAUAUGGUCUUAAACAAGCCCCUCGAGCUUGGUUUCAGAAGCUGAGAGAGUUUCUGGUCGCCACAAAAUUUGAAAUCUCCAAAGUUGAUAGCUCUCUCUUUAUUCUUCGGCCAGGUGCUCAAUUACUUUAUGUUUUAGUUUAUGUUGAUGACAUUAUCAUCACUGGGAAUGACUCUCAAGCUAUUGAUCAAUUUGUUACUCAGCUCAAUGCUCAGUUUUCUUUAAAAGACCUAGGAAAGUUGAGUUAUUUUCUUGGCAUUGAGGUUCAGUACACGUCAGAAGGAAUGUUUCUGUCUCAAACAAAGUACAUUAGGGAUUUACUUCACAAAGUCUCCAUGGAUAGAUCGAAUGGCCUGCCAACACCAAUGGUCACUAAUUGUCAUAUGUCCGCUGCUGAAGGGAGUCAUGUUGAGGAUGAACAUUACUACAAAAGCAUUGUUUGUGCCUUACAGUAUGUGGUGAUCACCAGACCCGGCAUUGCUUACUCAGCAAACAAGGUGUGUCAGUUCAUGCAUAAGCCGUUGGAUUUACACUUCAAAGCUGUCAAAAGAAUAUUAAGGUAUUUACAAGGGACACUGAGCUAUGGCUUGAAAUUCACUCGAGCCUCUAAAUUUCUACUUGAAAGAUAUUCAGACGCUAGUUGGGGGUCAGAUGUUGAUGAUCGGGGGUUAAUCUCCGGGUUUUGUGUAUUUCUUGGAGGGAAUUCAAUUUAUUGGAGCUCAAAGAAACAACAAGUGGUCUUUAGAUCUACAGCAGAGGCAGAAUACAGGAGUGUUGCUCAUAUAGCUGCAGAAAUGGUUUGGAUUCGGUCCUUGUUAACUGAGUUGUGCAUUCCAGUUUCAACCAAGGGUUUGAUAUGGUGUGACAGCUCAGCUGCGAUUGCAGUAGCAGGAAAUCCUGUUAUGCACUCCAAAUUUAAGCAUGUGGAGUUGGAUGUGUUCUUUGUCAGAAUAAAGUGGCAGUUGGGGUGCUUCAAGUCGGCCAUGUUCCUGGUUCCAACCAGAUUGUGGAUAUACUAA